ACAUUCACACGCAGUCACACACUGAUAAUAGAGUGGCAAUCCUCCAUUUCCAUCUCAGAACAAAUCCAGAAACAUUUCACCGAAAAUCCAGAAAGAAUUUGUAAAAAGACAAUAUAAUGAGCGCCGUAUUGAAAAGCAAAGUGCAGAGAAAAUUUAAGAUGAGAGGCUACACAAUAAAAUUGGAAGCCCUAGCUGAAAUCCUCUCCUUUGUCAACCGCUUCCCCGAUGCCGAAGACGACGCCAUUGACCUCCUCCUCGAUGAGCUCCACCACCUCUCUCUGAAAUCGUCGAUUUUGGAUAAAGAGGCGGUGAAUAAAGUGGUUACCCUUUUACUAGAAGCUGAAGCCGCUGUUGAAGAAAACCCUAACAGUGCUACUCUUGGCGUUGGAGGCUCUGCUCUUCGAGUUAUUAAUGCUUUCGAUAUUCCAAAAUUUCGUUAUGAUCCUGUUAAGAAGAUUUUCUACGAACAUACAGGCCGAAAUCCAAUUCAUGGCGAUGCUUCUGCUAAAGCGGCUCUCUAUAGGGAUAGGUUUCUCUUGUUGUUCCAGAGACUUUCUCGUGAUCCCCAUUUUUCUAGGCCAAAUUUUGGUUCUGACUUCUCUGACUAUGGGAGCUGUGAGAUAUCUCCAAUUCAAUCUUUGGUUGGGCAAACAGGGAGGAGGUGGAUCAUGGGUUUAAUAUCUCAGCUAGAAGAUGGGCACUUCUACCUGGAAGAUCUAAAUGCUGCUGUUGAAGUUGACUUAUCUAACGCAAAAAUAACUACAGGGUACUUUUCAGAAAACACGAUUGUUUUAGCAGAAGGCGAGAUGCUCUUGGAUGGUGUUUUUCAGGUUAAAACAUGUGGAUUUCCUCCUUUAGAGGAUAGAGAAAAGUCUUUCAGCUAUUUUAGCGGUGUGGACUUCUUUGGUGGUGGUAUACUUACUAAAGAGGAAACACUGAGACUUUCAGAGUUGGAGAGUAGGGCGGUGAAUGACAUGUUUGUUAUACUUUCUGACAUUUGGCUUGACAAUGAGGAGACUGUGGCAAAUUUGGAGACAGUCCUCGAUGGUUACGAGAAUGUGGAUGUGGUUCCUUCUCUUUUUGUUUUCAUGGGAAAUUUCUGCUCUCGUCCUUGUAAUCUUUCUUUCAAUUCUUUCUCAAGUCUCAGGUUGCAGUUUGGAAAGUUAGGGCAAGCGAUUGCUACCCACCAAAGACUAAUGGAACAAAGUAGAUUUCUUUUUAUUCCUGGUCCAGAUGAUGCCGGUCCCUCAACUGUUUUACCUAGAUGUCCUUUGCCAAAGUACAUAACUGAAGAACUUCAGAAACACAUUCCAAAUGCAAUUUUCUCUACUAAUCCUUGCAGAAUCAAGUUCUAUACACAAGAAAUUGUAUUUUUCCGUCAAGAUCUGCUUUAUAGGAUGCGUAGAUCUUGUCUCAUGCCCCCUUCAACAGAAGAAACAAGUGAUCCUUUUGAGCAUCUUGUGGCUACAAUCACACAUCAAAGUCACCUUUGUCCCCUACCUCUGAGUGUACAACCAAUUAUCUGGAAUUAUGAUCACAGUCUACAUCUCUAUCCCACCCCGCAUACGAUAGUCUUGGGAGACAGAAGUGAGCAAAAGGCUUUCAAGUACACAGGAAUCACAUGCUUUAAUCCGGGUUCUUUCUCUAAUGAUAACACCUUUGUCGCCUAUCGGCCCUGCACUCGUGAAGUUGAACUGUCAGCUUUGUAAACGUCAACUCUUUUGGCCAACAAUAGGGCAUCAUCUUGUUGAUUUUUUUAUUUGGUGAAGGAUCCGCUUCAUUUUAGAAGUCUUUCAAGGUCUGUAUGUUGUAAUCCGUAGGAAAAUUUUCAUGUAAAGUUGUAAUUGAUGACCCUUGAUUUUAGUUCAA
Molecule: messenger RNA, 1869 nt
Organism: Coffea arabica (coffee)
Lineage: Eukaryota; Viridiplantae; Streptophyta; Magnoliopsida; Gentianales; Rubiaceae
Product: DNA polymerase epsilon subunit B-like
Biological process (GO): error-prone translesion synthesis; DNA-templated DNA replication
Cellular component (GO): epsilon DNA polymerase complex
Molecular function (GO): DNA binding
Source: RefSeq, a predicted model, not a curated record